AUGCGCAAGCCAUACAAACCGCGGCGCACCCCAGACCUACACCAUGAUCAGCAGCAGCAGCAGCAGCAGCAGCCACGUCCCCACCCGAAACAGCAGCAGCAGCGGGUGCAGGAGGAAGCGAGCGCUGGUGGCAAUGGCGGUGAUGGUGAGCAGGUGGUGACGGCCGGCAACGGACGACCGCCCAAGCCCGCGCCGGGUAAGGGGAAGCGCGCACCGCCAUCACGCGUCCUCGGCGUCAAGAACAUUCCGGUGGCCGACAACACCGAAACGCGACUUCGCGAGCACUUUGAAGCGUUUGGGGCCAUCGAGGCCAUUCGACCAGGCACCAUGCCGGACGGCAGCAAAUGGGACAAGGGUGCGACUGUUGUGUAUGAGUCUGUUGAGAGCGGCGUGAAUGCGCACAACUCGCACCAGGCCGUCCUGGGCAACCGCUUUGUCAGCAUCUUCUUCGCCCCAGACGCCGCCCCAAAGGACACCGGCCCGCCGCCGGAGCCGUCACAGAAGAUCAUUUCACGCAAGGAGGCGCAAUCGGCGUCGUCGAAGGCGGCAAAAUUGCACAAGAUUGUCGACUUGUUGGCGCGGUCUGUGGAGCGGCAGCGGCAUUUCCUGAAGCAGCUGGAGAGCAAGACGAUGACGGCCGAGGAGCGGUCCGUGGUCAAGGACGCGUUGAGGCGCGAGCUUUCACACGCGAAGCAGAUGCGCAGCCAGGAGCAGCAGCUCAUGCAGGAGCAGGCUGCUGCUGCUGCAUCGGGAGCCGAGGGCCGUGGCCGCGGCCGUGGACGGGGGCGAGCGCGCGGACGAGGACGUGGCCGGGGGCGUGGCAGGGGACGCGGAAGGGCAACGGGCACGGUGAUCCAAGUGCACGGGGUCGAUCGCGACGCCGUUUCACGCCUCACGCCGCUCUUUGCGAGUGUCGGGGCGUUGCGGUGCGAUCCGUUGCUGUCCUCGGACGGCACGCUGCUCGUCACGUACAAGUCACGCAGCGACGCCACAAAGCGUCUCGUUGACGCGCGUCUCACGCCCCACAUCCCCUGCGUGCCAAUGUCACAUCGGCUGUCGAACCAGGCGCUGUCGUCAUGCAAGGAGUUUGACGGCCAGCAGCUUGACAUGUCGUGGUUCCAGAGCCAGAGCGGGCAGGAGGAGGAAGGUGAUGCGCCAGAGGCAGCGCAGGAUGGUGGCAGCGACCGGCAGCAAGCGCAGGCGGUUAAGGACGCGGCGCAGCAGGUGCAGGCUGUCGAGCAAGGCGGAGAGAACUCGCACGGGCAGGAGCAACAAGUGUCAGAAGCACCACAACAGGAGGAAACAGCAGCACAAUAA
Messenger RNA from Salpingoeca rosetta, 1317 nucleotides. RefSeq lists its product as uncharacterized. The record is from RefSeq and is a predicted model, not a curated record. The coding region runs from base 1 to 1317 and encodes 438 amino acids. The transcript is spliced from 10 exons. Gene Ontology annotation, cellular component: nucleus. Lineage: Eukaryota; Choanoflagellata; Craspedida; Salpingoecidae. Gene Ontology annotation, molecular function: RNA binding.